Molecule: messenger RNA, 1611 nt
Organism: Closterium sp. NIES-65
Lineage: Eukaryota; Viridiplantae; Streptophyta; Zygnematophyceae; Desmidiales; Closteriaceae
Source: the annotation of a GenBank genome assembly
AUGGCUCGGGGGAACAGUGUACUGGGCUUGGAGAUUGGGGGGGGGAACACUGAUUGUUCCCCAUGUGAGCCCUGCUUAUUGGGAAAGUCGGCUCGGAAGCCGUUUCCCCAUGAGGCGUCUCGGGCACUUGGGCCUUUGGAUGAGGUCCACAUGGAUUUGUGGGGGCCGGUGCGCACACCAUCACUGGGAGGAGCGGUGUAUAUCCUCAGUCUCAUUGACGACUUCACCAGACGAGUUUGGUCGUUCCCCCUCCCCAACAAGGAAUCGGCCAUAGUUGCAAAAGUCCUUCGCCAGUGGCAUAAGGACGUGGAGUUGGAGUGUGGGCGGAAGCUGAAGGCUGUUCGCUCGGACAGGGGUGGCGAGUUCUUGGGGGAAGCUGUAAAAGCAUGGAAGGCGGAGUUUGGCAUUAAAACUCAAUUGAGCGUCGCAGAUACACCGCAACAGAAUGGGGUUGUGGAGAGGUGGCACAGGACGAUGGCAGAGGGGAUUCGCACAUUGUUGGUCGACAGUGGUCUCCCUGCUCGCUUGUGGGGUGAAGCAUUGAUGUGGGUCGUGUGGGUUAAGAACAGGGUCACCCACAGUGCUUUGCCUGCCUCCAUCACACCAAUGGAGGCGUGGUCCGGCCAGAAGCCGCAUGUGGGCAUGGCUCGGAUUUGGGGUUGCAUGGGGAGUGUCAUGUUGCAUGGGCAUGAGAAGGGUGGCAAGCUUGAUGCACGGGCUGUCAUGUGUGUCUGUGUUGGGGUGGACAUGGAGAGCAAGGGUUGGCGCAUGCUGGACCCUUCUAUCAUGCGCAUUCGCAUUGCUCGGGAUGUUGAUUUCCUUGAGAAUGUGAUGUGGAAGGAUUGGGACAAGGCAAAGGAAUUUGGGGAGCUUCUGCAGGAUGCAGCUGCAAUUUCCCAACUCCUCCCUCUUCCACUCUCGCCACCUUCAGCAACGGCUGACGACGUUGAGAUGCCACUUUCACCACUGCCACCGGCACCGCUGAGUGUGUCGGUGCAGCAGCAGCCCACCCCUCUGCAGCAGCUCAGUGGCCCCUCGGUCAUUCAGCGGAGAUCCGCUACACAGGCUACUUCCUCUUCCUCCUCCUCUGGUCAGCGCUCUAUCCCUCUCUCUACGGGUGCCCCUCCGUCACCAGCGACUACCUCCCCACCACCGGUUACGGGUUUGCAGGUGCUUGGUAUCCAGUCUGGUACAGGUGGUGAGGAGGUAGGGGGGGAUGCUGGUGUGGUUGAGGGCAUGCUAUGUUUGGCCAGGGAGGUGGAAGGUGUUGCACUGGCAGGUGUGAGCACAGGUCAAGGAGGUGCUUGCUCAGAGGUACCAGAUGAAGGAUCUAGGAAUGGUACUUGGUCAACUGAGGAAGGUGUUGCAGCUGAUGUCAAGGUGUACCAGAGUCUCAUUGGCAGCUUGAUGUAUGCUGCUGUGACCACCCGUCCUGACAUGUCUUUCACUGUCAACACCCUUGCACAGUCCUGCGUGGCACCAAGACGCAUUCACAUGCGCGCUGCACUGAGAGCACUCAGCUUGCAGCUGCAUGAGAACCUGGAGCGCAUCGGCAUGCGAGUGAUUGCUGCGAAGGCCAAGGCUUCAUUCGCUGGAGGGGUUGUAUUUUGA